AUGGAAGUUUGUAUAUUUUUUCAGCUCAAAUUACAUCAAGACGAAUUCAGUGGUCUGAUUGGAAAUAUCGCAUCCGGCCUCAUCCAGGAUAAAGUUGGUGGAAAUGCUGGUGAACUCUUAGGCGGCUUAGCAAGCAGAUUCCUUGACAGCGGUGGUGGCGGCGGUGGAGCCAGCGGGGGUGGAGGUGGAUAUCAGGGAGGCGAAUAUGGCGGCGGUGGAGGAUACGGAGGCGGAGGAGCUGGAUUUGGCAGUGGAUACGGAGGUGGAGGAGGUUACGGUGGCGGUAGAGGCUACAAUGAUCGGGAACGUGGUGGUGGUGGUGCAGCUGGUCUGGUUGGAAAUCUACUCGGUGGGAUUCUGGACAGCGGAGCAAGUCGUGGCGGUGGUGGAGGUGGAGGUUAUGGUGGCUUUGGUGGAGGCUACAGUGGUCAGGAACGUGGUGGUGAUAGUGGCGGCGGAGGUGCAGGUGGCCUGGUUGGAAAUCUUAUCGGUGGAUUCCUGGGCGGUGGUGGAAGUCGUGGUGGUGAUGGGGGCGGGGGUUACGGUGGCGGCGGGGGUUACGGUGGUGGUGGAGGCGGAUACGGUGGUGAUGGCGGCGUUGGUGGAUACGAUAGCCGUAGUCGAAAAAAACCCGAAAAAUUCAGUGAUCAGAUUGGUGACAUACUCGGCGGCUUCAUUUCCGGCGGCGGCGGCAGUGGCGGUGGCAGCGGCGGAGGAGGAGGUGGCGGUAGCGGUGGUGGCAUCGGGUUUAACGAUGUUGCAGGUAUAAUUGGCGGUAUUACUGGGCCGGGGAGCAAGAACGAGAAAAUUAGCGGCCUUAUCAGCGGGAUUGGUGGACUUAUUGGCAAAAAAAGCGGCAAAUAUGCAGGUGGAGGUACGCUGUUACUUCAUUUCAUUUCCCUGAAGGAGAGAACUUGGGAACGCUUUUCUCGAAUAAUAAUAAUUUUGUAUACUGAUUGA
Molecule: messenger RNA, 960 nt
Organism: Gongylonema pulchrum
Lineage: Eukaryota; Metazoa; Nematoda; Chromadorea; Rhabditida; Gongylonematidae
Source: the annotation of a GenBank genome assembly